UGUGACCUAAGGAAAUAAACAGGGAGCAGUGUGUGUGUGUGUGUGUGCGCGCACAUACAUAUAUGUGUACUUGUGGGUGCGUCUUUGAGCACUUCACCAUGAGCGCACUCUAUGGGCACAUCUUCCUGACUGGACUCCUGUUCUACCUGUUCCCAGUCGGCGAAUGCACGCGCGUAGUUUACGGAUAUUUGGGACACAGCGUGACCCUCCCUUGCAGAUACGACGCAGGUUACUACGGCGGGCUGCACAUGUGCUGGGGGCGGGGCUACAUCCCUAACAGCGGCUGUAACAAUGAAAUUAUUUCUACCGACGGCAACAAAGUGACCGGGAGGAAAUUGGACAGAUACAAUUUACUGGGGCGCAUGAAGGCCGGAGACGUGUCUCUGACCAUCAGGAACACCGUAGGAAGCGACGCGGGCAUCUACGGCUGCCGCGUGCAUAUCCCGGGAUGGUUCAACGACCAGAAGGACACGGUCCACCUGAUCCUGACCACCGCACCUACUACAACACAAACACCUGGGACUACAGAGAGAGAGACCACUCCAAGUACAACUACAGCACCUACUACAACACAACCACCUGGGACUACAGAGAGAGAGACCACUCCAAGUACAACUACAGCACCUACCACAACUCAAACACCUGGGACUACAGAGAGAGAGACCACUCCAAGUACAACUACAGCACCUGUUACGACGACGCAGAUACCUGCCACUACUAAUCAGGAGAGGACAAGCAGUCCAACGCAAGGGCCUGUUAUAACGACAGAAGGACCUCUUUCAUCUCCCCUUCCUACUGGCGCCAAAACUACACGGACCACACAAAACACGCCUGUUCCUUCCGAUUGGCCCACUGACGCAGAGGCUAUAGGCAAACUGGCCACUGAUACUUCCACACAAGUUCUGUCACAUGCAGGACAGAGUACUCCUGUGACGACAGAGGCAACUCCAUUAUCCUAUUGGCUGACUAACCCUGGGACCAAACAGAAAGGGACUGAUAACAUUCAUGCACAAGGUGACUGGGAGCAUUUGACAGCGAGGCCUACUUUGGGACAGACAUCUGAGAGCUCCAUCCCAUUGGCUGAGAAGGCACAGAUGCUCAGGCCCCAUCUGCUUUGGAUUUUGGUUCCGGCCCUACCCUUGGUCGCUGUACUGGUGACUGCAAUCGUUUUCCGAAUGCGACAGCAGCAUAAAACAGGCUAUUUUCACGUAGGAAGCACAGGCGAGGUAAGAGGCUGCACGACCCCUGACCCCACCCUGGAGCUGGAAACCAGGAAGCCGGAGAUGAAGGACAUGGUCACCCUGCAGGAAGGAGAGAACGCUGAAAGAUGCCCUUGAUGGGACCAUAUGAGACGUGGAUUUCGAGGGGUUAUUCUUCUGCCCCCGUCCCCAUUUAAUCUACCUUCUGUACCAAAAAACGUAGGACUUACUGGGACAGGCCACGCUUACAUACACUAUGUGACCAAAAGUAUCUGGACACCCCUUGGUCUCUGGGGAUUUUUUUUUUUCACGGUUUGGGCUAGGCCCCUUAGUUCCAGUGAAGGCUAAUCUUAAUGCAGUGACAUUCCAGAGGAUUCUGUGCCUCCAACUUUGUGGGGAGCAGUUUGGGGGAAGAUCCUUUCCUGUUUCAGCAUAACAGUGCCCCUGGGCACACGGCGAGGUCCAUAUAGAAAUGGUUUUGUCGAGAACGGUGUAGAAUAACUUCACUGGCCUGCACAGAGCCGACCUCAGCCGCAUCCAAAACCUCUGGGAUCAGUUGGAAAGCCAACUGUGAGCCAGGCCUAAUCACCCAAUCUGUGCCCAACGUCACUAAUGCUCUUCUGGCUGAACGGAAGUAAAUCCCCGCAGAAAUUCUCCAACAUAUAGUAGAAAGCUUUCACAGACAAGUGGAGGUUGUUACAGCAGCAAAGGGAGGAUCAACAACUCCAUAUUAACGUCCAUCAUUUUGGAUGGGAUGUUGGAUGUCAGGUGUCCACAUACUUUUGGCCACGUAGUGUAUUUGCUGAAGUACACCAUGAGGCACAAAUUCACCACAAGUUCUGAACAGUUCAGCAAACCUAAAGGGGAACUGAUCCCGAUCCCUCAUGCACUCUAACCUGGUUGAGUUUUUUGGCGUAAACGAAACUGCUUCUACGGUAUUUUGCAAUUACAAGCAACUGAAGUACUGAAAUUUGGUUUCAAUUUCACCCAUAAUGCCUCAGCCUUGGACUUAUGUAAUGGUUGGCAUUAGCCCCUAUGUUUGUUAUACAAGUCUACUCACUAAUGAACAGUGAUUAUUUUGAUAUGAUUAUUCAUUCAUGCAAAUGUAAUGUGAUUAUGAUGCAGGGUGCUGAAGCAAAAACAUGGGCUGUACUUACUGUGGCAGAAUAAGUGCAGUCCAUCACACUUUAAGGUCAUGUUCAGUGGUUUGAACAUAAAAUCAGCUGUAAAAGAGUUGAGAAAUGUGCUUCUGAUGUAGAUAAGAGCUUUGAAAACUGCGUUUUCUCUUAAGCAAAAUGAAGAAAUCCCAGUCCUAUUGACCACAUCACAGCAAGACAUUAAUUGUGGUCUUAAUCCCUGCCACAGAUCUCUUAAUGACAUUUUAUAAGCUUUUAUUCCAAUCAAAUGGAAUCACAUAAUUUAUUUACAAUUACAAUGAUUACAUUUCAUUUAAUCAUUUAAUUUAAUCCACACAACCUGUGCGGAAACAUAAAAAUAUGUUGUCCCUGUGAAUCAUUCAGAUUGCAAACGUAGGAUGAUUUUGAUGGCUAAGCAGUUGGUAAAGGGUCUUCUUUUGUAUGCAGACCUUAAAUCUCUAAAAGCCCUAUUAAAACUACUCUAAAAAUGCA
Molecule: messenger RNA, 2827 nt
Organism: Anguilla anguilla (European eel)
Lineage: Eukaryota; Metazoa; Chordata; Actinopteri; Anguilliformes; Anguillidae
Product: hepatitis A virus cellular receptor 1 homolog
Exons: 13
Coding region: 63-1337 (424 amino acids)
Source: RefSeq, a predicted model, not a curated record